AUGAAUUUAUUCAGACAACAGAGCUAUAAAGGUCUGAGGGUUGUUUCCAGACGGGCUGGUCGGUUCAGACGGUUCAAUUCGACCCAGAACGGUCCUCAGGAGUCUCCCAAGGCCACAGGGUCCCGAUCCGGUGCGGGGUCAGGGUUCCUCAAGACUGGGGGGAUCUUUGUGUUGGGCUCGAUUUUGGGUGCUGGGUACGUUUCUGUGAAAGUUGGGUCGAACGUCCCGGAAUUCUUGUUCCCGCAAUCGUCCACGUCCAAGCUGAACGACUUGUUGUCGCCAGAGUAUGGCGAUGCAGACAAGGCGAUCGACGAGCUGACUGUCUUGUUGGGUCCUUCCAAGAUCACCAACACAAAGAUCUCUCUUGACGACCAUAGUGACACGUUUUGGUCGACUCACCAUGCUGAGCCAGACCAGAGACCUGUGGCUGUUGUUUAUCCCGAGAGCACCGAGGAGGUCUCUGAGAUCAUGAAGAUUUGUCACAAGAACAAGGUGCCGGUUGUUCCAUUUAGUGGAGGAACCUCGUUGGAGGGACAAUUUAUUCCAACCAGAAGAGGAAUCUGUUUGGAUCUCAGCAAGAUGAACAAGAUCAUCGAGCUCCACAAGGAGGAUCUGGACGUGGUGGUCCAAGCGGCCGUUGGCUGGGAAGAUCUUAGAGACCACUUAGCCGACUACAAUUUGAUGUUUGGACCUGAUCCAGGUGUAAGUACCAAUGCUGCUAGAUACGGAACUAUGAAGGAGAACGUUGCUGGAUUGACGGUCGUCUUGGCCGACGGAACCAUCGUCAAGACCAAGAAACGGCCUAGAAAGUCUGCUGCCGGCUACAAUCUGACCGGACUGUUUAUCGGCAGCGAGGGAACUUUGGGCAUUGUUACAGAAGCCACACUAAAAUUGCACGUGAAACCACGCUUUGAAAAUGUGCUUGUUGUUUCGUUCCCAACUUUGACCGACGCGGCCAACACUGUGGCGCAGCUUGUUCAGCGUGCGAUUCCCGCCAACGCUAUCGAGCUGCUGGACGACCGCAUGAUGCAGUUUGUCAAUUUCUCGGGUGAAACCUCGCUCAAGUACGACGAGCUACCAACGCUCAUGCUCAAGGUGGGCGGAGACUCCAAGGACUCUGCGCAAACCGUCAGCAAGACCAUCAAGGAGAUCGCCAAGGCGCACAACUACAAGUCGCUCAGAGUGGCCGAGUCCGAGGAGGAAAAGUUCGAGCUUUGGAACGCUAGAAAAGUGGCUCUAUGGUCGUGCAUUAAUUAUGGUAAAAAGACGAUCGACGACAACAUCCAGGUCUGGACCACCGAUGUUGCUGUUCCGAUCUCGAGACUGUGCAAGUCGUUGCAGGACACCAAGGACGACAUUGACAAGGCCGGCCUGACCACGGCCAUUUUGGGUCACGUUGGAGACGGCAAUUACCACGCCGUGAUCCUGUUCAAAAAGGACCAGUACGACCUGUGCAAAAAAGUGGUGCAACGCAUGGUGGACCGUGCUUUGGAAGCAGAAGGUACCGUCACUGGAGAGCACGGUGUCGGGUAUGGAAAGAGAGACUAUCUUGUUGAGGAGCUUGGCGAGGACGCCAUCGACCUUAUGCGCAAGAUCAAGCUCGCUCUGGACCCUAACCGGAUCCUGAACCCUGAUAAGGUGUUCAAGAUCGAUCCCCAGGAUCCGGAUGUACUCGGCCACCAGUUCCAGUGUCUUCUGGGAGAUCUUGACCUUUCUGUCUUCGAACGCGACCGUGUUGAACAGACGCGCAAUGGUUUCGACGCUGAUGUUUUCGUGGUUAUCCAUGCCAAAAUAUUUUGGGUUAUGAAUAAAAACACAGCCUGA
Messenger RNA from Ogataea philodendri, 1824 nucleotides. RefSeq lists its product as uncharacterized. NCBI's taxonomy places the organism in Eukaryota, Fungi, Ascomycota, Pichiomycetes, Pichiales, Pichiaceae. Gene Ontology annotation, biological process: lactate catabolic process. The transcript is spliced from 3 exons. Gene Ontology annotation, molecular function: D-lactate dehydrogenase (cytochrome) activity; D-lactate dehydrogenase (NAD+) activity; FAD binding. The coding region runs from base 1 to 1824 and encodes 607 amino acids. The record is from RefSeq and is a predicted model, not a curated record. Gene Ontology annotation, cellular component: mitochondrion.